AUGCCAAGGUCGAUCAAAGCCUCCAAACCAAAGCGGGCGACCAAGACCUUUUCCGGAUGCUGGACGUGCCGUGAGCGCCAUGUGAAGUGCGACGAGGCCCGUCCCAGCUGUGCGCGAUGCUUAAAGGGUGGCUUUGCCUGCCAGGGAUAUGGCAUCAGACUCGUCUGGAUCGACCCGGAGACGCACGAGUGGGAGCAGAAGAUCCGCCGCGUGGUCGGCGCUCCGGCAUUGUACAAUGACAAGUCCAUGUUCAUGCAAGUCGACGUCCAGGAUGCGUUGGACCGACUUGACCAGGGCGAGGGAUGCUCGAUCGGGCCGUUUUCCGUCUUUCCUGCGCACGACAACCCACGACAGGGCACAUCGGACAGUCCAGAACACGCCAGUGACCUUGUGCUGUCAAAGGUCGAAGAGAUCGAGGAAGUUUCUGACUACACGGUGGGAGCUUUUGCCGACAGUGACGACCAGACCGACUACGAAAUCGUCACGUCUCCGGCGGUGGCUGAAGCGAGGUCGCCUACAGAUUCCUGGUCACCAGGCGUAUAUCGUCAUCUCGAUCUGUUGCCUCGUCCUGUGGAACAGCGUCAACUAAUCCACCACUGGGUCACCUUUGUCUCCUGGCACCUGGUCCCGGUCGACCGUGGAGAUAACCCCUUUCGAAGCGUCUUCACGCCGAUGGCGCUCGCGGGUUUGAACAGUCUUUCACACGAAUCCAACGGCCAGAUCGCGUUGUUCCACUCGCUGUGUGCCACGUCGGCCUUUAGUCGAGGACAGUUUUGCAAUGACGCCAAAGCAUUGACGCUGGCGGGGAAGCACUACCAUCUGGCGAUCUUACACCUUCGACACAGUCUUGCGAACCUGACGGGCCACGAUCUCGACGUUCAGCGCGACUCCAUCAUCGCCACCAUCACCAUGUUCUCGGUGAUGGACAUGAUCACGGGCCGCUCGUCGGAAUGGCGGACACACUUCCAAGGCGGGGCGUCAUUGUUGGCCACGAUCGAAGACAGAAUCUGGCAAGGAGACAAGAGCUCGUCCAUGAUUUACCAGAGCUAUCUGGCGGUCGCGGCGCUCUGCAACAUCGAUCUUCCUUCGACCAUCUCCGUCGACUCGGACGACUGCAAGUACUAUGUCCUGGACAGAUUGUUUGGUUUGACGCGACCGAUCCUGCAGCAUAUCGUCAAGGUUAAUUCGCUGUUGCGCGAGGUCUCGGCGGUCAGCCUGCCGCCUGACUUGUUGGAUGAAUGGGAGGACCAACUGCGUGCACACACCCCAGAGCAUCUCAAUUUCGACGGCCUGGUCGACCCUUGCGCGCGAGAACUGGCCCGCCACCACGCCUUCGUCUUUUACUAUGCAAGCAUGAUCCAUUUCCAGCGGACGGUGCGACAGACGCCGUCGUCUGCACUGCAGGAUCUCGUCACGCGCGCGGUCGAGCAUCUGGAGGAGAUCGAGCGACUCGGCGCAGAUAGCGUCGGGUGUACGUUGAUCUGGCCGCCCUUGGUCGUUGCGUGCGAAUGCGAAAGCCCCGAUUUGCAAGCCCGCAUCCUGGCAUGGUACAAGGUGAAGCGUCGACACGGCUUCAUGAACCUGGAAAUAUCCAAAGACGUGGCACAAGAAGUCUGGCGGCGCAGGCAGUCUGCAACGAGCCAGCCUGAUGUUCGCUGGCAGGACAUACUGGACGAUAUGAAGCUGGACAUUGUCCUCGCAUGA
Molecule: messenger RNA, 1704 nt
Organism: Capronia coronata CBS 617.96
Lineage: Eukaryota; Fungi; Ascomycota; Eurotiomycetes; Chaetothyriales; Herpotrichiellaceae
Exons: 1
Coding region: 1-1704 (567 amino acids)
Biological process (GO): positive regulation of transcription by RNA polymerase II
Cellular component (GO): nucleus
Molecular function (GO): DNA-binding transcription factor activity, RNA polymerase II-specific; transcription cis-regulatory region binding; zinc ion binding
Source: RefSeq, a predicted model, not a curated record